CGCGCUCCCGCAGCCAUGGGCGCCGGGGGCGGGCGGGGGGCGGCGGCCGUGCCGCUGCUGGUGGCCGUUGCCGCGCUGCUGGUGGGCGCCGCGGGCCACCUGUACCCUGGAGAGGUGUGCCCCGGCAUGGACAUCCGGAACAACCUCACCCGGCUGCACGAGCUGGCCAACUGCUCCGUCAUCGAAGGACAUCUGCAGAUACUGCUGAUGUUCAAAACGAGGCCUGAGGAUUUCCGAGACCUCAGUUUCCCCAAACUCAUCAUGAUCACCGAUUACUUGCUGCUCUUCCGGGUCUACGGGCUGGAGAGCCUGAAGGACCUGUUCCCCAACCUCACGGUCAUCCGGGGCUCCCGCCUCUUCUUCAACUACGCGCUGGUCAUCUUCGAGAUGGUUCACCUGAAGGAGCUUGGCCUCUACAAUUUGAUGAACAUUACGCGGGGCUCGGUCCGCAUCGAGAAGAACAAUGAGCUCUGCUACCUGGCCACCAUCGACUGGUCGCGCAUCCUGGACUCCGUGGAGGAUAAUUACAUCGUGCUGAACAAAGAUGACAACGAGGAAUGUGGGGACAUUUGUCCAGGCACUGCCAAGGGCAAAACCAACUGCCCUGCCACUGUCAUCAAUGGGCAAUUUGUCGAGCGGUGUUGGACGCACAGCCACUGUCAGAAAGUUUGUCCGACCAUCUGCAAGUCGCACGGCUGCACCGCAGAGGGCCUCUGCUGCCACAGCGAGUGCUUGGGUAACUGCUCCGAGCCCGACGACCCCACCAAGUGCGUGGCCUGCCGCAACUUCUACCUGGACGGCCGCUGCGUGGAGACCUGCCCGCCCCCCUACUACCACUUCCAAGACUGGCGCUGCGUGAACUUCAGCUUCUGCCAGGAUCUGCACAACAAAUGCAAGAACUCUCGGAGGCAGGGCUGCCACCAGUACGUCAUUCACAAUAACAAGUGCAUCCCUGAGUGUCCCUCUGGGUACACGAUGAAUUCCAGCAACUUGAUGUGCACUCCAUGCCUGGGCCCCUGUCCCAAGGUCUGCCACCUCCUGGAAGGUGAGAAGACCAUCGACUCAGUGACGUCCGCCCAGGAGCUCCGAGGCUGCACCAUUGUCAACGGGAGCUUAAUCAUCAACAUUCGAGGGGGCAACAAUCUGGCAGCUGAGCUGGAGGCCAACCUUGGACUCAUUGAAGAAAUUUCAGGGUACCUGAAAAUCCGCCGGUCCUACGCCCUCGUGUCACUUUCCUUCUUCCGGAAGUUACGUCUGAUUCGAGGAGAGACCUUGGAGAUUGGGAACUACUCCUUCUACGCCUUGGACAACCAGAACCUAAGGCAGCUGUGGGACUGGAGCAAACACAACCUCACCAUCACGCAGGGGAAACUGUUCUUCCACUAUAACCCCAAGCUCUGCUUGUCGGAAAUUCACAAGAUGGAGGAAGUUUCAGGAACCAAGGGGCGCCAGGAGAGAAACGACAUUGCCCUGAAGACCAAUGGGGACCAGGCGUCCUGUGAAAAUGAAUUACUUAAAUUCUCUUACAUUCGGACAUCUCAUGACAAGAUCUUGCUGAAAUGGGAGCCCUACUGGCCCCCUGACUUCCGAGAUCUCUUGGGGUUCAUGCUUUUCUACAAAGAGGCCCCUUAUCAGAACGUGACGGAGUUCGAUGGACAGGAUGCGUGCGGCUCCAACAGCUGGACGGUGGUGGACAUUGACCCGCCGAUGAGGUCCAAUGACCCCAAGUCACAGAACCACCCCGGGUGGCUGAUGCGGGGUCUCAAGCCCUGGACCCAGUACGCCAUCUUUGUCAAGACCUUGGUCACCUUUUCUGACGAACGCCGCACGUACGGGGCCAAGAGCGACAUCAUCUAUGUCCAGACAGAUGCCACUAAUCCUUCCGUCCCGCUGGAUCCCAUCUCGGUUUCUAAUUCCUCGUCCCAGAUUAUUCUGAAGUGGAAGCCUCCCUCUGACCCCAACGGCAACAUCACACACUACCUGGUUUUCUGGGAGAGGCAGGCGGAAGACAGCGAGCUGUAUGAAUUGGAUUAUUGCCUCAAAGGGCUGAAGCUGCCGUCCCGGACCUGGUCUCCGCCGUUUGAGUCUGAGGGCUCCCAGAAGCACAAUCAGACCGAGUACGAGGAGGCUGCCGGAGAGUGCUGCUCCUGCCCGAAGACCGACUCUCAGAUCCUGAAGGAGCUGGAGGAAUCCUCGUUCCGGAAGACAUUUGAGGAUUACCUGCACAAUGUGGUUUUCAUCCCCAGAAAAUCCUCUUCAGGCCCUGGCGCGGAGGACACCAGGCCGUCGCGGAGACGCAGGGCCCUGGCUGACAUAGGGAAUGGCACAGCGGCCGUGCCCACGCUCCCGGGGUUCCCCAACGCCUCCUCCACCAGCGCACCCACCAGCUCAGAGGAGCACAGACCCUUCGAGAAAGUGGUGAGCAAAGAGUCACUGGUCAUCUCGGGGCUGCGUCACUUUACCGGCUACCGCAUCGAGCUGCAGGCUUGCAACCAAGAUGCCCCCGAGGAGCGGUGCAGCGUGGCCGCCUACGUCAGCGCCAGGACCAUGCCCGAAGCCAAGGCCGAUGAUAUUGUGGGCCCCGUGACCCACGAAAUCUUCGAGAACAACGUCGUCCACCUGAUGUGGCAGGAGCCCAAGGAACCCAACGGUCUGAUCGUGCUCUAUGAAGUGAGCUACCGACGAUACGGCGAUGAGGAGCUGCACCUGUGCGUCUCUCGAAGGCAUUUCGCUCUGGAGCGGGGCUGCAGGCUGCGCGGGCUGCCGCCCGGGAAUUACAGCGUGAGAGUUCGGGCCACCUCCCUGGCGGGCAACGGCUCCUGGACAGAAGCCACUUAUUUCUAUGUGACAGAUUAUUUAGACGUCCCAUCAAAUAUUGCAAAGAUUAUCAUCGGCCCCCUCAUCUUUGUGUUUCUCUUCAGUGUUGUGAUUGGGAGUAUUUAUCUGUUCCUGAGAAAGAGGCAGCCGGAUGGGCCACUGGGACCACUGUAUGCUUCUUCGAACCCCGAGUACCUCAGUGCCAGCGAUGUGUUCCCGUGUUCUGUGUACGUGCCGGACGAGUGGGAGGUGCCCCGGGAGAAGAUCGCGCUGCUGCGAGAGCUCGGGCAGGGCUCCUUCGGCAUGGUGUACGAGGGCAACGCCAGGGACAUCGUCAAGGGCGAGGCGGAGACCCGCGUGGCGGUGAAGACGGUCAACGAGUCGGCCAGCCUGCGAGAACGGAUUGAGUUUCUCAACGAGGCCUCGGUCAUGAAGGGCUUCACCUGCCACCACGUGGUCCGCCUCCUGGGGGUGGUGUCCAAAGGCCAGCCGACACUGGUGGUGAUGGAGUUGAUGGCUCACGGAGACUUAAAGAGCUACCUCCGUUCCCUGCGGCCGGAGGCCGAGAAUAACCCUGGUCGCCCUCCCCCUACGCUGCAAGAGAUGAUUCAGAUGGCGGCGGAGAUUGCCGAUGGGAUGGCGUACCUGAACGCCAAGAAGUUCGUGCACCGGGACCUCGCAGCUCGGAACUGCAUGGUCGCUCAUGAUUUUACCGUCAAAAUCGGAGACUUUGGAAUGACCAGAGACAUCUACGAAACGGACUACUACCGGAAAGGGGGCAAGGGCCUGCUCCCCGUGCGGUGGAUGGCACCCGAAUCCCUGAAGGACGGGGUCUUCACCACUUCUUCCGACAUGUGGUCCUUCGGCGUGGUCCUCUGGGAAAUUACCAGCUUGGCAGAACAGCCUUACCAAGGCCUAUCUAAUGAGCAGGUGUUGAAAUUCGUCAUGGAUGGAGGGUAUCUGGAUCAACCUGACAACUGUCCAGACAGAGUCACCAACCUGAUGCGCAUGUGCUGGCAGUUCAACCCCAAGAUGCGGCCGACCUUCCUGGAGAUCGUCGACCUGCUCAAGGACGACCUGCACCCCAGCUUUCCCGAAGUUUCCUUCUUCCACAGCGAGGAGAACAAGGCGCCGGAGAGCGAGGAGCUGGACAUGGAGUUUGAGGACAUGGAGAGCGUCCCGCUGGACCGGUCGGCACACUCGCAGCGGGAGGAGGCCGGGGGCCGGGACGCGGGGUCGGCGCUGGGGCUGAAGCGGGGCUACGAGGAGCACAUCCCCUACACCCACAUGAACGGGGGCAAGAGGAACGGCCGCAUCCUGACCCUGCCGCGGUCCGACCCUUCCUAACGGCCCCUGCGGGGGGCAGGGGUUCCCGGCUUCACUUCCUCCUGGUUUGAAGGCCUGCAGAAAACUCAGGACUUGCACACGACUCUGCCACAGUGUCAAACGGAGCUCGGAGAUCAUGGCGAUCCAUUUCUGUUCAUCUGAUGACUUCAAAACACAUUGGUUCCAUUGCCAACUUGACUCGUCUGAGAAGUUAACUGUGAACACAGAGGGGAAAGGUUUCCACCGCUGCUGUCCCUUCGGGCCACCGCGGUUUCAAGCCAAGAUGCUACUUUUUCGGUAGAUUGAAAGAAAGCACCCGUUUUUACUUUUUUUUUUUUUUUUUUUUUUGCUGGUGUCUGAGCUACAGUAUAAAACAUAACACUUGUUUGUGGAACAAAAGUUUGAAAGAAAGAAAGAAAACCCUGUUCAAGUAGAAUUCCAGGCUUUGUCGAGUGGGCUUCGAGAAAGUUUUUCUCAUCCAGGCUGAAGGAUUUUUUUUUUUCCUUCACAAAAAUCAGUUCCUCAAAUUGACCAAUAGCUGCUGCUUUUAUACUUUCGAUAAGGACCUGCAGUCCGGGUGUGUGGCGCACGUGUGUACUCGGGCGUGUGUGUGCGGGUGUGUGUCCAGGUUAGGCGCAGCUGGCGUGUGUGUGUCUGAGUGUGUGUGCACGCCAAUCAUUUGGGCUGAGUUGUUGCUUUGGGGAUCAGCUCAUGAAGGUUCUGCUUUUCAAGUAUGUGAGCCCUUGGUCCCCCGCCUCCUUCCUUCUUCUUUACUGGGAGACUGUGCCCUCAACAGGUUUUUCUUUUGUCCCAAGUCUAGCCUCAGGAGUCUUCUCUCCCUUAACUUUGGUGAAAAACGUUUUCCGGGAGCCGAGGGAGUCCUUUGGAGUGAUAAUGGAUCUUUACAAGACCAAAACAAAGCCAGGACAUUUAAAAAAAAGAAAAAAAAAAAAAGAAAAAAAAACUGAGAUGAUAAGUUUUGAGAAUAUAUUUGUAACAUAUUUAAUUUUUGAAAGAAAUCUCCAGCAUCAGCCUCCUAAGUUAUUGCCCCUUUCCCCGGGGUGGGGGUAGGGCUUGUGGGUUGGUCUGCCUGUGUGGGGAGGGGGAACGAGGCACCAGUGGCCUCUCGGUGUGGUCUUAAAGGCAUCUGCUUUUCUGGGAAUAAAGCCACGUUAGCUGCUAACCCUUCUGGACGUCGUGGUGAGGCCACGCGGAGGGUGUGGGCGACUGGGUUUGAUGGAUGCUUUGGUUUCUGCUCGGGUAAGCUGAGCCCUGCCUUCGAACACGCGUGUGGCUCUCGGAUCCUCUGGUCCCGUGUGUACCUCUUGGGCUUCCUCAACUGGGUGGGCACGUCCUACAGUUACUGUGCAAACACAACAGAAUCAGACCCCAAAGUGGGACAGCACGGACGGCCUCUGAGAACACUAGCAAUAUGAAGCAAGAUGUGCCUGCGGUCCCCUCCGCCCUCAGGGCAUCCGACUGUCCUCAAAACUGACCUCCCAGAAGCUGCUCUGUGCCCAGGGACCUCAGCUGGGCCAGGUGUGGGGCCUGAGCCGAACCCUCAGGUGCUUACGAUGUCGCAGUCCCUAAGAGAGAGGAGUCUGCAGGAGAAACCAAGGACCUUCAGCGCUACCGAGAACUUCCGAAUGGGCAUGAGUCCACAGCUUCCUCCCUCAGGGGAGAGGACGACAGCUGCUCAAAGAGAGAACAUGGUGAACUCCUCACUCUGGUUCAUCGAAAUCGUCACCCCUGGGUCAUCCCUUGAGUGCAUUUUCUCACAGUUUUGCUUGCUUCCUUCUCUUAAGAGCUGUGGGCUGAAGAACAGGAUAGAGACACAAUGGCGACCUCUGAACCUUCUCAGUUCUUGAUUAAGGACACAGGUAGACACACAUCCCAAUUGCCUAUUGUUAUUUAUAUGAUUUGAGAAAUCUCAGCAUGUAAAAUACUUCUGGGGAGUCUCAGCGAUUGGGUACAAGGAGCAAGAGUACAGAAAUUAUUUUCGCCAAAUUUAUUUUGUACAUAUAAGAGGGUCUGUACGUAAAUUAAAAAAACACAUACCCGUAGAUCUAGGUAUUUUGUUCUUUCCGUAGUAAAUUUGUAGUGGCCAUAUACUACACUAGCAGCAAUUUUCACAUUUUUCUAAUUCAGAAAGGUUUUCUUAUAUUAGGGGAAAAAUUAUUUAUUUUAAUAUAUAAAAAUCACUGUAAAAAUCACUUUCGUAAAAAAUGGAGUGCAUGUAAAUUUUUUUUCAAAGAAAAAAUAAACAGGUGAAUGUGGGCUAAUGAUUUUUUUUUCCAGCACAGUCUACCUCAGUGUACUGUUAGGAUGUGGUUCAAUCAUCAACAUCUUUGAGACUUCAGAAUUCUGCCUGGAUCCAAUCUGAAUCAGGGAAAAUUGUAUCAGCUGAUUCCGAAUGCCAGGGACCAGUAAGAAUUUUGAGGGAGGGAGUUGGGCUGAAGUGUGGCUUUCAUAUGAACACAGAUCCUUUUUUUCUGGCUGAUAAUAUUCUUCUCUGGAUUUAAUCUUCCUCUUUUUUUUUUUUUUUUUUUAAAUCCUCCAUCCAUUGACACUGUGCUCUCCAAACAUGAACCAAGUUCCAGGCCAUCAUGAUGUAUCUGAUGUGUGGGGGACACCCUGGCCUGAGUGCCACCCUCUGGUGAGGGAAGCUCCCCGGCUGGGGCAAAGACAGGCUGUGAUGCAGGGCCAGCACCCCCACUGUCCCACAGCAUCCUUCUGGUGUGAGCACCAAGGUGCCCUGGGCUCUGUAUGGCUUAUUUCCAUUCCUUUCAGGCUGAGGUUUUUUUUUUUUUUUUUUUUUUUUUUUUGGAGAGGGGCAUGGAACCAAUCACACUCAUGGGCACCUUGCACACAGACACCCAACGUGGUGUCUCUUUUAUUCUCUGAGUGAAAAGGGGGCACGUUGAGAAAUCUCAAACCAAAACCCACCAUGCUGAACACAUUUUUUAGCAACAAAACCUUGGACCCCUGUAUUGUGGUUUGGUUGACCUCAAGAUGAUACUAUUUGAUCCUGUGGGGCUUUGAGAGCCCACAUGCUAAGUCUGGGCAGGGCCAGCAGGGAUGCUGUCAUCCUCAGCAGACGUCACCGCCCUUACCGUACCUCCCCACCCGUCCUGGAGAGGCAGUUCAGAGCGCUGGGCCUGCCCUGUGUGAACGGGAUCUCCCCGCCUUCGUUUAGCUGUCUCUCUUGCUGCAGUCAAAGAGCAAGCAGCCUGGAAUAACAGCCCCCUUUUUACAUCAGAUAAUGUUGACUCGCUCUGUAACAACAGAGUUUUGGUCCUAGAAAGUCAUGGAUGUCCUGGAGGGUUGUAGUGAUGUGCUACAGAAAAAAAGCAACAAAGCCAGCUUUGGUUGACGCUUUUUGUUGUUUGUGUUUUUAAAGAUGUCUUGCUGGUUUUAAAACCCUUUUUUAUUUGUGUGGCAAAAUCCACAUAGUGGUUUCUCCCUGGACCAGUGAUGUCGAACACACAUCUGGAAAUGUUUGUAUCCUGGGAGCUGUCCAGGGUGCUUUUCUGUCAUUUUAAGCUGGUAAGAAAGGGGGGAAAUGCUGCUGGUUCUCUGGAUAGACAGCGAGCACAACUGAAAGAAAACUGAUGCAAAGGUCUGCACAUACAAUCCCAUGAUGGUUGGAGACUGCCACCAACUGAGGGACAGAUCUUCCACUUCCUCCAGCCAGAGCAGACGGUCUGCUGUGAAACAUGCUUGUUGGGUUGGGAGAUGUUUCUUGGCAGCAGCAAUAACAUUGGCCAGUGGGCAGGAACACCAUCAGGGCUUGGCCCGUGCUAGCCACCUGCAUAAGUGAUCUGUGUGCUGCGCCCUCAAUGACAAUCUUUUUUCUACUUUGUGGUGGGUGGAAGUUGGGGGUUAAAUGUCUAUCAGAUGCCACUUGGUGAGUCGUUGACACCUCAGGCUACUUAGAAAUUAUGGUUUUGUUGGGAGUGGGGGAUGGGAAAAUGCUGAUUGUUUAGAAAUGAUGCACGUAGGAUGGUGUCCCUUCAGAAAACCUUCCAGAAUGUUCUUCAGAGUAUUGAUUUACCCCAGAGCUGAGGUUGGGAAUGCAAAGAACAGACUGGCAUUCAUUCUUUCAAACACAUGAAAGAAUGUGAUGGAUGUUCAGAAGCUGCAACUGGAGGUAAAUGUUUCCCUAUGGGGUCCCCCAGAAAGAGAGGGAAAUAAUGACUAUUUGGGUGUGGCCCCUAAAAAUCCUUGUUGAAACUCAGAUCAUGACUCUGGGGCUCCUGGUCCCAUUUGAGAAGGAAGGCAACACCUACCCAUCUCCCCGCCAAGAAUGUGUGUCCACACACACGUUCAGGAAUGGCUUGUUUACUCUGUUGACCUUGUGUGCCUGGUGGGGGGUCCAGGCCCUGCGUGUCUGCAGCAGACACCCAUCCGCUGUCAGCCACGCAGGAUCAAAUGUGCCUCGGCUUAGGCGGAAAACAACUCGGAGACACAAAACCCACCAAAAGCUCAAUUCUUAUUUUUUUUUCAAUGUUUUCCUAAAAGAGGCAAGUAGCACCAUGUAUAGAAUAUGCCUUUUUGUUUUUUGGAUAUUGAAAUUGCUCUGCAUGUAAAAUAUGGGAUAAUUACCUGUUUAUAUGAAAAUUCUGAAUAAAUUAUCUGAGAAUA
Molecule: messenger RNA, 8787 nt
Organism: Camelus dromedarius (Arabian camel)
Lineage: Eukaryota; Metazoa; Chordata; Mammalia; Artiodactyla; Camelidae
Gene: INSR
Product: insulin receptor
Exons: 22
Coding region: 16-4164 (1382 amino acids)
Biological process (GO): positive regulation of kinase activity; positive regulation of phosphatidylinositol 3-kinase/protein kinase B signal transduction; positive regulation of MAPK cascade
Cellular component (GO): plasma membrane; insulin receptor complex; axon
Molecular function (GO): insulin receptor activity; ATP binding; phosphatidylinositol 3-kinase binding
Source: RefSeq, a predicted model, not a curated record